UCUGCUGUGUUACACAUCAGUGCUAUGACAACCACUGCCCAUGGAAUGUCGCCUAAAGGCGCUUGCAUGGCAUUUAGCUGUGGGCUUAACAGCGUUGUUACAACUGACUUAUGGAUUCCGCUACCAUAGAGACUUCAAACGUGGCUUCACUGGUAUCGAGACUAUAGUAAAACGAGGAGUUGAACGUUUGUGUGACUCACAGGCAAAUGAAGUCAUCACAGGAGCUCUGCGACCACUGGUUCGUAUUGCUGAUGGUUGUGAAGGUGAUAUUCAUACCAAAAUCGCACAUACAGUGUCUAAAUUAGCACAAAUACCCAUAGAAACAGCGGCUAUACGUCUAAGGGAUGAAUUAAAAAAGGAAUCUGAUGCUGUUAAAGAUUGUUUUGUCACGGGUAACCAUUAUGUUAACAUCGUGCUCCACGAUGGGUAUAUACGCAAUGUACUCCGUGAGAUGGAUAGCGACCAAGCAGUUAGGCUAGGAGUUCCUUACAUGUCAUCAGGCACUGUAGUAGUCGAUUACUUCAGUCCUAAUGUUGGCAAGGACCUGCAUAUGGGCCACCUGAGGUCAGCAGCCAUUGGUGCUGCGCUGUCAAACAUACUCGAAUUCUGUGGUUCAAGAGUCAUUCGACGUAACCAUGUUGGUGACUUCGGAUCACAAUCAGGACAAAUAAUGCGUUACCUCAUGGAGUAUGAUCCAACGUCUAUAGAGGCGUUCACUGAAAGUCAAACUGAUAAGGAGCGUGCUAAGGAAUUUACCAGAUUGAUAGAUGGGUAUUCGAUAUGGAGUAUUAAAGGAAUUACUACAUCAGGACGUUUUUCAAGACCCACACCCGGUGUAUCAGCCGAGUUGAUCAUUAAUACCAUGGGCGAAAUAUAUAAGAACGCUAAAGAAUUGUGCGACACGGACCCUGAAUUCCAACUACGCUCUAAAGAAGAAACUGCACUACUCCAACGUGGGAAACAUAUGUACCAGGAAUGCUGGAAAAGCAUCGUUAAAACGUCUAUAGCAAGCCACCGUGACAUCCUAGAGCAAUUUAAACUUGAUGCAAUUCGUGACGUACCAGAAAGUUGUUACGCCAAGCGCGUAUUCGCAUUUGUCGACCGAUUAGUGAAACAAGGUCACGCAUUGGCGCGUCCGGAUGGCAGCAUUGUUAUACCAUGGCAAGCACUAAAUGAGCAAUCAGGUGAUACACCCACCGAGGAGUUGCACGAUUUAGUAUUGAUAACUAAGGAAGGUGCUGCAACAUACCUGGCUGUGGACAUUACUGCCCUAGAGUACCGACUUUCAGAACACAAGCCAAAUGAAAUCAUAUACAUCACGGACUUAGCACAGAAACCGCAUUUUGAUAAGGUCAUAGCCAUAGCUCGACAUAUAGGGUUCCUGAAAGACCAAAAAAUUGAACAUCUGGGAUUUGGGGCUGUGCUGUCAGAGGAUGGCAAGAAAAUGCGAUCAAGGACAAAAACAGGUGUUAAUGUGCAUGAUAUAUGGAAGUAUACCUUGAAAAGGUGUUUAGAUGAAGUGGAAAAGAAGGGUGAAUUCCUAGGUCAAGCGAGUAUGUGCAUGGCGCACAAACUGGCUGUAGGGUCCAUGUUAUACGCGGACCUGUCUACCAAACAUACGGACACUUAUGUUUUCUCCACUGACCGACUCUUGAAUCAGGGUGGCAACAACUUGAUCAGUAUACUGUAUCCAUACGUUCGUGCACGUUCGAUAUUGCGCAAGAUAGAACAAGACGCAAUCAAGGUAGUAAAUGAAGACUUGUGGCUAGUGGGUGGAAAGCCAUUUCUAAACAGGAGUGCAAGACAGUUGGCUCUACAUAUUCUAGGCCUGGAGAAUGCCAUAUUCACCACGGCCUAUUUGAAGACUCCACAUAGACUAUGCAAAUACGUACGGUCGUUGGGUAGGAUUUUCACCCAUUUCUAUGAUAACAACCGUGUAAUUGACCAAGGUAAAGCUGAGGCUGAUUUGGUGCAUUUGGUACGUUUGUUCUCACAAGCGACCAAGUUGGUACUCAAGCUGCUAAAUAUAGAGACACUGGAGUUUCUAUAGGGAGUAACUUACAGAUGUAUUUUGCUCCAA
This is a messenger RNA of Babesia bovis T2Bo, 2080 nucleotides long. RefSeq names its product putative arginyl-tRNA synthetase. Lineage: Eukaryota; Apicomplexa; Aconoidasida; Piroplasmida; Babesiidae. The coding region runs from base 41 to 2050 and encodes 669 amino acids. Gene Ontology annotation, molecular function: arginine-tRNA ligase activity; ATP binding. The record is from RefSeq and is a predicted model, not a curated record. Gene Ontology annotation, biological process: arginyl-tRNA aminoacylation. The transcript is spliced from 5 exons.